AUGCCUUUCGCGCUGAAGAAUAUCUUUUACACGCCGCAGAGGCUCAAAGCUGAACAGCAUGUCAAGCGUGGCUUCGGUACACACUCAAAUCUCGUAAAGGAAGUGACGUAUGACGAGGACAAAGACGACAAGACGCCUUGUCUUCUCGUAAUCUUCUGGUCCUCCCGAGCCCUUUCUCUAUUUGGAGAAUUGGAGCAGGCAAAGCACAAUAUCGAGAAGGACUUUUGGGGUGGACUUGAACAUUUCCGUAUCGAUAGCUCCUACCCAGUCGGCGCUUGGCUCGAUGAUUCGGAGAAGACGCACCCCCCUAGACAAAUAUUGUUAAGGUCUUCGGCUGGAGACAGUGAAGAAGAGGCUCCACGAGUUGUUCAGUCUAGACGGUCAUCUCGUAUUUCCUCAAGCUCAACGCUCCCCGAGCCUGAACCAAGGCGUGACGUCAAGCCCAGUCUGUCAGCAGAUGUCAGAGCCGAACGACGUAAAGGGCGAAUAUUCUUAAAUAGCGAUCCCUCUAGAAGUCUUUAUGAAUUCCCCGACCCUGAAGUUUGGAGUAAUGAAGGUGAUGAUGAAAGCGACGAUGACGACCAGUUUUGGGAUGACGCAGGCUUUGAAGAUUCUGACUUCGACGAUGCUGGUUUUGAAGAGGCCGUUUUUGAAAGCACAGAUAGGCAAUACCCCACUGACAGUUCCAUCCCAGAGAUCACAGUCUCCAGUCCGAGUGACGAAGAAAGUGAAACGAAGAGACGAAUGAGUUCUAAGGACAUGCUGAAACCCGACGACGUCUACAAGGUUCUUUGGAAACAGCAGACCAAAGAAACACGCUUCUUGAACGAAACCCAACGUUUUCUAUUACCUCUGGCUUGGUUGGUGGCAGAGGCAGAAGGAAUAGAUGUAAAUGACUUGCCUGCGUUGGAGAUGUCUUUGAAGUCUAUCAUUGCAGACCGUCAAAAGCUCAUUGACCUCUUCCCCCUAGCAAAGAUAUUGGCCAAGGAUCAAAAGGUUGAUGUUACUGAUUUCAAAUCAUUCCCUCGGAUGUUGAAAAAUGUCAUAGCGGACCGUGACAAUGCUAAAAGGUUAGCCGAGUACCACAGAGUGGCAAGAAGAAAGCUUGAAUCUAGAGUCGCGCAGUUAGAGAUGGAGAGAAAUGGCGAAAGCCCGGAUGAUGAGGAAUAUAUCCGGUACUGA
This is a messenger RNA of Daldinia childiae, 1182 nucleotides long. RefSeq lists its product as uncharacterized. The coding region runs from base 1 to 1182 and encodes 393 amino acids. The transcript has 2 exons. The record is from RefSeq and is a predicted model, not a curated record. Lineage: Eukaryota; Fungi; Ascomycota; Sordariomycetes; Xylariales; Hypoxylaceae.